Messenger RNA from Daktulosphaira vitifoliae (grape phylloxera), 1188 nucleotides. Its product is annotated as trimethylguanosine synthase-like. Gene Ontology annotation, biological process: 7-methylguanosine RNA capping; 7-methylguanosine cap hypermethylation. Gene Ontology annotation, molecular function: RNA cap trimethylguanosine synthase activity. The transcript has 4 exons. Gene Ontology annotation, cellular component: nucleus. The record is from RefSeq and is a predicted model, not a curated record. The coding region runs from base 1 to 1188 and encodes 395 amino acids. NCBI's taxonomy places the organism in Eukaryota, Metazoa, Arthropoda, Insecta, Hemiptera, Phylloxeridae.
AUGGCGAUUGCUUAUUUCUUUAUUCCUGUUCCAUUUAUACAGGAUCUCACUUUAGGUGGAAUUUUAGUAUUCUCGUUUCUCAUAUACUUGAACAAUGAACUUUUCAAGGAGAAAAAAACUGCAUCUCUUAUUGGAAAUUCAACUAUGGAUAGUAAAUCUACUUUGAUUGCAAGUCCAAAUGCUAUGCCUAUUUUGGCAGAUAUUUCAACAACAGGCCGAAAAUUUACAGAUGCAUCAGCACAAACUGUUGCCGUUGAAACCGAAAAAAACAUUUUUUCAAACAAUAAUACAACUGACAAUUCAUUUGAAACCGACCUACCAAAUAACGAUUAUGCCGACACUGACUCGCUCUGUCAGCUUCAAAACGCUACAGAGGAGAAGAAUAUUUCAACCCAAAUAUGUAACUCGGCUGAAUCAACUCAAUUCCAUACACCGGAGUCCGCUUUAAAUGAUAGCACAACAUCAAUUAAACUUAAUUACAACAUUAAUAGCUCCAAUAAUACUCGCCCUCGUUAUGUCCCAAAUUACUUGUGGGACAAGAGACACUUUCUGUUUACAAAAUUUGAUGACGGAAUUCUCUUGGAUUAUGAAUCAUUUUAUUCUAUGUGCCCUGAAAUGUUGAGCAAACAUAUUGCAAAAAGGUGUAAGGGUCACAAUGUAGCAAUGAACCCAUUUUGUGGCGCCGGAGGAAACGCAAUACAAUUAGCAAUGAAAUAUGAAAAAGUCAUAGCAAUAGACAUUGAUCCGAAAAAAUUGGAAUUUGCUAAAAAAAAUGCAGAAAUUUACGGUGUGAGAGAUAAAAUUAAGUUCAUUAUGGGCGACUUUUUUGCUAUAGCUAAUGAUUUAAAAAAAUACAAGCCUGAAGUAAUUGUAACUUCAACUCCAUGGUACAUAAACCACCGAAUAUACAAUUCGAAGAAAAACAUUUGCACUGACUACGAAAAAGGAGGACGAGCAAUCCUCAAAUUGGCCAGAAGAAUUGCUCCUAACGUUGCAAUGCACUUACCAAAAAGUACCAGACGAAAUGAACUGUUCAAAUUAGGAAAGCGAGUAAUGAGUCAGUAUCAGCAUGAUGAAAAUACAGCUAAAGAACUGGNUUUUAAUAGGCGAGUAAUGAGUCAGUAUCAGCAUGAUGAAAAUACAGCUAAAAAACUGGUCACGUUACGCGAGCGUCCAGUUAAGAUUUAA